CCCCGCCCGGCGCAGCGUGGCCAUGGCGGCGGCGGCGGCCCGCGGGGCCCUGGCGGGGAUCCUGCGGCGCUGGGCCCCCCGUGCGCUCCCGAUCAGCGGCCACUUCGCCCGGUGCGUCGGGCACGCACCGGCCCCGGCCCCGCUCUGGACCCCGCGGCUGCUCGGCGAGAACCGGCCCCGGGCAGGGACCCCCUCGGUGCUCAGCAGUGUCACACCUCUACUUCCAAGUUUACUCCAGCAGCCAGCAAGGACCCUCACCUACUGCAGCCUACGGAAAGGAAAGAGGAAAAGUGUGAAAUCUGUGGUCAAAAGGUUCCUCCGGCUGCACAACGGCCUCUGGGUGAGGAGAAAGGCUGGUUAUAAGAAGAAGCUGUGGAAGAAGUCAGCUGCCAGGAAGAAGCGUUUGAGGGAGUUGGUGCUGUGCACCAGGACACAGUGUAAGCUCCUGGAUAAAAUGACCACUUCCUUCUGGAAAAGAAGGACCUGGUACGUUGAUGACCCCUACCAGAAGUACCACGACCGCACAAACCUUCGUGUGUAAAUCUGGGCUUUGCACAUCUCUGGUCCUGUGGCAUGGUCUGGGUGUUGGAACAUGCAUCUGUACUGCCUGUACUUUUUAAAAUAAAUAUCUGAGCAGAAUUAUGGGAAUCAAUGCCCACAAUAAAGGAAUACUCGAAUUUGUCUUCA
Molecule: messenger RNA, 687 nt
Organism: Agelaius phoeniceus (red-winged blackbird)
Lineage: Eukaryota; Metazoa; Chordata; Aves; Passeriformes; Icteridae
Gene: MRPL35
Product: mitochondrial ribosomal protein L35
Biological process (GO): translation
Cellular component (GO): mitochondrion; ribosome
Molecular function (GO): structural constituent of ribosome
Source: RefSeq, a predicted model, not a curated record